Molecule: messenger RNA, 1080 nt
Organism: Paramuricea clavata
Lineage: Eukaryota; Metazoa; Cnidaria; Anthozoa; Malacalcyonacea; Plexauridae
Source: the annotation of a GenBank genome assembly
AUGAAUCCCGUGUUAUGGUCGUUGUAUGCAACAUGCAGUUAUUUGUAUGGGAAGAAGAGAAUUGAAAUUCAAAAUUUAGGCGUAAAAGAAAUUUGUAUUCGAAAUUAUCGCCGUGCAAGCAUAUACGCGCUAGCCGAAGAAGAAGAUGGGGAGAUGCGGGUUGUUGAAGAACGGUCGUUGAUGUGGAUGAAGGGGAGCUUAACGGGUGUUCGUGAUGUGAUGUUAUACGAUAAAGCACAACCCAGUUAUGUGCUAUUGGGCGUUGAUACCGAAGUCUGUGACACGAACAUCUAUGAAGACAAUUCUGACGAUGAAGACGACCCUGUAACCCAUAAAACAUUUUAUAUUAUUCCUGCAGAGUGGAUGCCGUAUGUGUAUAUACGCUUUAAAGAUGAUGAGUCUUGGUGCAUGUAUUUGGCUAAAAAGAAGUUCUGUUGCUGGCAGAUUUUGUGUCGUGGUGAUGUUACGGUUGUACGACGCGAGCAUGUAAGCAUUAAGAGCGAAUACAUGGUCUGUGAAGAUUACUUUCACGUUGGCGUUGGUCUGUGUGCGACAGUUGUUCACGAAGUGCUUGCCGAUGUGGGGAUAUUUAUAAAUGCUAAGCAGCUGUACAAUGCCGUACGACGACAGGCUGAGCCCUAUGGUAAAACACAAGAGGUGAUCUAUGCGCUGGGUGUACACGAGCCCAUAUUUAAGUUUGGAGACGAACAAAUUAAUGGAAAAACUUUAAAAUUUAUAAUGAAACAUUUAUUAGUGUGUAAAUGCUGUAAUGUGUAUGUAGAUAAGUUAGUGGAAAUGAUUUGUACAACGUUGGUUAAGCAUGAUACUUUACCAGGGGUUAUGAAUUCUGCCGAAGCUGACAAACUUAAAGACGGUCUAGUGCCCUGUUAUACAUAUAUUAUGGACGGUGAUUUUGUAGUUAUGCGUAAAGAUGCUUAUAGAGCGCCGUUAAAAAUUAAUAGGAUAAAAUGGGGUUCUAAAAAUAUUUGUAAAGAAAUUGUUGACCCAUUUUUUGAGAAAUUAUCUAAUUAUUCAAUGGAUGAUGAUGGGAAUGAUGAUGAUGGGAAUGAUGACAUAUGA